Ostertagia ostertagi is the source of this 450-nucleotide messenger RNA. The record is from the annotation of a GenBank genome assembly. Lineage: Eukaryota; Metazoa; Nematoda; Chromadorea; Rhabditida; Trichostrongylidae.
GUAUACGAGUUGCUUGGCACAAACGCGCCUCACUACACAGAUGAGAAAGGAUACAAAGUUUUGACACCUUUUUGGUUUGCUCGGGCACUGGAACCAUUUUGUUCGUUCACCCUCCCAAUGGCCUAUAAUACAAAUGUGCGGAAUAUUUUGCUGGCUAAUGCUGCUCAUGCUGAUCUCGAAGCCCUUCAACCAUAUUACUACGAAAUGGGAAUGCAUUUUUGUCAUUCAGUUAGCGAAGGUGCCAGUCUUGCCUUAGGCAGAGCGUUUGAUUCCAACACUCACGGAGGUAUUGUACUCAGGAUGUAUCGUGGAAAUGAAGCACCUAAGAAAAUAGAUAACCUCGAAAAGAAAUUGUACGAAGAAAGUGUGAAGUGUCGAAAUCGCUUACAUGACUACCUUCGCGCUCAUCAAACGAACAGAACUCGGAAGCGUCGAUUGGAGCGACUGCAG